Molecule: messenger RNA, 1689 nt
Organism: Dunckerocampus dactyliophorus (ringed pipefish)
Lineage: Eukaryota; Metazoa; Chordata; Actinopteri; Syngnathiformes; Syngnathidae
Gene: ccsapa
Product: centriole, cilia and spindle-associated protein a
Exons: 4
Coding region: 188-1036 (282 amino acids)
Biological process (GO): regulation of mitotic spindle assembly
Cellular component (GO): cytoskeleton; centriole; spindle
Molecular function (GO): microtubule binding
Source: RefSeq, a predicted model, not a curated record
GUUUUACUUCCUGUUCUCUUUUAUUCUGAAAGUCAACCGCGGAAGUUCUUGGCGGUGUUCACGCUAACUUUAUGUCUCCUGUCUGCGUGAGAUAGGUGAUGGCCGCCUGUUAACAACAUUACGACGCUUAAAAGGCUCGGUAAACACACCGAACACCUCCGGGAGGAGUUCCGGUGACCCUCAAUCUAUGGCCAUGGUGACCAAGAAAGUCCGCUCCGAGUACAUGAAGCGGUUCCGAGACCCCAAGUGGGAGACUUUCUCCAAAUGCUACGAGGACUCGCUGAAGUACCGCCUGACCCGCCGGGUGAUGGAGCAUUCCCACAAACCGUGGUUCUGGGAGGGCUGGGACAGCGGCUCAGAGUCCAGUGGCUGGUCCACGCCAAGGCUGAGCUGCAACAAAGUGGCACCGCUCCCCUCCACAGAUGGAGACCAACAGCCAGAACAGCCCAGGUCCAGUCCAGAUGCUAAGCAGCCACCCGAGGAUGGCGAGGACGCGGUGGUGGCCACGGAAGAGGCCGUCGUCGAUGCUGCACCGCCAGCAGGGGCAGGGACAGAAAAUGGCGGCGACUCAGUGGGAGCAGCGCCUCCUUCAAACCCCGGCGGAGCCUCCGAUGACACCGACAGCGGGCCGCUCCACUCGCCCUCCUCGGACGGUGAGCCUGUCAACCCAGUGCCAAGGCGACGUCACCGGCGCCGCACGCCCCACACGGAUCUGGGACGCUUGGACUGUUCCCAAGGUGACAAGUCAUCGGCCUUGCGCAAACCUCAGCGAGCAAAGAGCCAGCCGCCUGCCGGCUCAAAGGAGAACCGGUUGCCCGUGGGACGGCUGGACUGGACGGAGCGACAUGACAGGAAGACACCCAAUCAUAGUCACAUGUCCGACGCCUGCGUUCCGACACGCCCACCUGACAAGCACAGCAGUGCGGAGCGGCGCCGGGCGCGAUCGGCCGACCUGGACAAGCUGAGGCGCACGCAGCUGGCGGACGAGCGCUGGAUGACAGAGUACAUGCGCUGCUUCUCUGCACGCAUCAGGUAGAUAAGACCCGCCCACAAGUGGGAAGAGCCUCACACAGUAAGCCAGGAGGUUGUCGGACAUCUUUCAAAGUAAAAGCACCUGUGUGGUGGUUUUAUCGUCAGCCAGCAACGUGAUCGAUCAGAAUAAUCACAGAAGCAAGACAUUUUUACCAGCACACCUUUUUCUCUCAAAUUUUUACAAUUACAAUUAAUAUAUUUAUUAUCAUCAUCAUCAUCAUCAUCAUCAUACAAGACCCGCUCUCUUUUUCUUCUUCUGUUUGUGUUCAAACUAUGCAAACGCUCCAAAGUGAAAAUAAAAAUCUUAGAGUCCAACAUGCUGGACAAGUUGUGACCUUUUUAGUGACUCAUUUGAUUGUAGCGUGACUUGUAUUUUGUAAUUUAUUGAUGUUUAACACUCGACAAAGAAAAAAGAAUGACCGGCUUUAAAGAGCUAAGGCUAAUUAGCUGCUGGGAAGAAAAAUAACUCACUGAAUGUUUGUAACAUAUUUCAUAUUUAACACUAAAUGUUUUAAAUGGCAGACAAAAAAAAAAAAAAGGUGGGGGUCACGGGUCACAUUGCUACUUGUUUGAAUGUUGACAAUCAAAGAUGACAUCACAAUGUUUACAUUGUACAUCAAUGAAAGUACAUAUUUCAAUAAAGGACCUUUGUCUUCA